This is a messenger RNA of Lolium rigidum, 424 nucleotides long. RefSeq names its product protein NEGATIVE REGULATOR OF RESISTANCE-like. The coding region runs from base 20 to 424 and encodes 134 amino acids. The transcript has a single exon. NCBI's taxonomy places the organism in Eukaryota, Viridiplantae, Streptophyta, Magnoliopsida, Poales, Poaceae. Gene Ontology annotation, biological process: regulation of systemic acquired resistance. The record is from RefSeq and is a predicted model, not a curated record.
CCACCCACCAGACAAGCACAUGGACGCGCCCACCGCCACGGCCAAGCGCAAGCGGCCAGCCGCCGACAUCGACAUCGCCGCCACGGCCGCCGUCGAGGAGGUGUCCGACGCGGAGGUGGAGGAGUUCUACGCCAUCCUGCGCCGCAUGCGCGACGCCACCCGCCGCUUCGUCUCCCGCGGCGGCGCAGGGGCAGCAGCUGGCCCCGUGCGCGCGCCGGCGUGGCGCCCCAGCUUCUCCUGGGAGGACUUCGCGCCACCGGCGGCUCCACCGUCGCAGCAGCAGCAGCCGCGGCCACCAGCCGACGAGCGCGUGGCCGAGAACGGCACGCCGCCGCGGCGACCAGCCGGCGUUUUCCUCGACCUGAACGCCGAGCCGGAGCCCGAGGCGCCGACCACGCCGCGACCGGAGCGCGUCACCGCCUAG